AUGCCUGGUCGCGGUCGCGGCAGACCAAGAAAAUCGGUCUUGGUUGCAAAUGCAGAUGAGGCAACGGCAGAAGAGGCACCCCAGCAGGUGUCUAAGCAGGCGCCCGGACAGGCGCCUGAGCGGGAGGCCCCCCGUCGUCGUGGAAGGCCCAGAAAGAAUGCCCCAGAGUCAAAGCCAGAAGAGAGACUUGCUCCGGCACCCGAGCAGGAGCCUGAGCAGAAAACCCCGCGGCGUCGUGGAAGACCCAAGAAAAUCGUUUCAGAGCCCAAAACGGAACCUCUGGUGGAUGAUGACGAGAAGCCAUCACCUCGCCCGCGCGGCCGACCCCGAAAGUCAGAUGCCAAUACACCUUCGGGCGGAUCCGACAUUGCAGCACCUCGCCAGAGUAGCAGUCAUUCGAACUCCAACACUAGCGAUGCUAACAUCAUCGCUUCUCCUUCUGUUCCUGCGUCUUCUGCAGCCGUGGACAACGUCAUGAGGCCCACCCCCCGUCGAGGCCGACCUCGAAAGUAUCCACUGCCUCACCUAGAGUCUGCCUCGCCUGCUUCACCCACUCCGCCUGCUGAGCAGCAGACUCCCGGCAGUCGGCGCCGUGGACGACCUAGAAAGAUUCAGAUCCCCGCUUCGGCGGCUCAGAAAUCAGAUAUCAAGGACAAUGCUGCCGUUUCUGAAGAGGCCGGCCCUAGCUCUGAGACCAAGCCGGCUUCGGAUAAGAUCAAGCCAACGCCUCGCCGUGGCAGGUCCAAGAAGAUAACUGCCAGCAACGUCGACAAUUCGCCCAGCACCAGUUCCCCUGUCGUUGCUGCGGUUAAACCCUACACUAGUCGCCCUCGUGGUAGACCCAGAAAGUCAACCGGCAAGAAGUCGCCCGGCCGUCCGAAAAAGGUUGCGUUUUCGAAAGAUAAGAACUCUUCGAACGACAACGAAGCCGAGGAUGACGCCGAGGAUGAUGCCAGAGAUGAUAUUGAAGAAGAGGCCGAGAACCUAACUGAUGAUAACACCACGGACAGAGACAACCGUUCCACGAAUAGGGAGAACGCCGACGUUGCCGACAUGUCUUCGAGACCAACAGAUCAAGGUGCUAGCAAGCCCUUCAACUUGAGUGACUGCACUGGAGUCUAUGUCCUGGAAGAUGCCAAGAAUCCGGGCGUGGAAGUUGGCACGGUCGAUAUCAGUAUCGCCGUGGAUGGUAACGACAUUCUGGCAGCUUCGUUUUGCUUUGGUCACGAAACGAAGAUCACCAUGCGGCUGGCUGUCUCUAAGUCAAAGCUGGAUCGCUUCAUCUGUAAACAGGAGGAAGAAGAAUAUAGGGAGUUCAUCGAUAGUGACAGCGCCAGCGGCCCGGCCUCGGUAAACGCGCUCGGCAAACGUAAGGCGCCAGCUACGAGCACCGGAAACGGAGGCCCCGCCAAGAAGCAGGUGAAGCUUUCCGGCCCGCCACGCCUCCAUUUCACCUACCGCGGCCGCUACAAGGACAACAUCGUCCCUCAGCUCAAGUUGGGAUAUCUCGACUUUGACGACGAUCAGUACAAAUCCUUCGCAAUGACUGCUCCGCUAUACGAUGGGGACGCCGUUAAUUUUGUGGGCAUUUUCUUCGGCGUCACGGCCGGGCAGCCGGGACGAUGGAAUGACUACUCCGAGGCUGCAGCUAAGACUAAGAAAGCCCGCCUCUCCAACUAG
This is a messenger RNA of Lasiosphaeria miniovina, 1680 nucleotides long. RefSeq lists its product as uncharacterized. The transcript is spliced from 2 exons. The record is from RefSeq and is a predicted model, not a curated record. Lineage: Eukaryota; Fungi; Ascomycota; Sordariomycetes; Sordariales; Lasiosphaeriaceae. Bases 1 to 1680 code for a protein of 559 amino acids. Gene Ontology annotation, molecular function: DNA binding.